Molecule: messenger RNA, 2346 nt
Organism: Trichogramma pretiosum
Lineage: Eukaryota; Metazoa; Arthropoda; Insecta; Hymenoptera; Trichogrammatidae
Product: poly(U)-specific endoribonuclease homolog
Exons: 8
Coding region: 183-2066 (627 amino acids)
Molecular function (GO): RNA endonuclease activity
Source: RefSeq, a predicted model, not a curated record
AGUCUUCGCUUCAGUAACUGACCGAUCGCGAAACCCAACGCAUCUCAACGCGGACCCAAGAGACUGCGCACACGAUUUGUAUACUCUAUUAUAGAGCACAGUUUACGCAUCGUAGAGUGAACUACCACUAGCUAGCAUCGAGUGUUUCGACUUUUCCUCGUCUGCUUCACAACUGCAACGGAAUGGCUCGCCAGUUUCGCCUGGCCAGCUUUUUUCUCCUGGCGCUUUUGCUCGUCGUAUCCGUCGUUGACAUCGACGCCAAGAAAAGAGGUGGUAGUUUCGGAAGUUCUGGUUGGGGCACUUCCUCUAAGAGAGGGUCCUCUUCAAAACCUCAAAGCAAACCGCAGCCGAGCCAUUCAUCGUCGGGAGGCUCCCAACCUGGAACAAUAGGAUGGAAUGUACCAAACAACAAUCGAGGUGGAUCCGCUAGUAGCACCGUACCUAAAGCAUCCGCUCCGAGCGAACACAUCACCAGAACCGGUGCCAGUAAUGUCAACUCUGGCUAUCCAGGAUCAGGACAGCACUAUGGUGGCAAUCCACCACCGUACAGUAGCGGAGGCGGCUAUCAUCAGCCCUCGGGUGGCUACAAUCCCUCUGCAGGCUAUCAUCCAUCCUCGGGCGGAUAUCACCCAUCCUCGGGUGGCUACAAUCCCUCGGGCGGCUACCACGCUCCCUCGGGCGCGGGAUACCAUCCCAACGGCGGCUACACGCCUUACGGCAACGCCGGUCACGGCUACAGCAACACUCCCGGAGCAGGAUACAAUCCAUCCUACGGUUCUGCCGGCGUUAGUCAUGCCCAACCGGCCCAAACCAUACUCGUGCAACAAUCCUCGCGACCUGGAAUCGGUCAGCUGGCCAAGGAGGCUUUCGUGUUCGCCGGUGUUAGCGCCGGUGUCAAUGCCGCCGUCAACAGGCUUCUACCAGGUGGAAUCUAUGGACACAGUCCGAGCUACGGCGCCAGCAGCAGCGGCGUAGUUCCACCAGUGACGCACACCCAGAUCACCUACAACAAUUACUACAACAACGGAUCGAGUGCGCCAGCGCAGGACGCGGGUGUGAACCCGGCAAACGUACCGGCGCCCGCCUACCUUCAAACGGGUCCCCCAUCUAACGGAGCUGCUGAACCUGUCACUGCCGCGCCAUCGGCUUCCGGGAGGCCUGACAACGCCCCCGCUCCUGCUGCAGCUCCUGCUGCCGCUCCUGCUCCUGGCCAACCACAACAGCCUCCGGCUCAACCCCAGUACCCUCCUAGCCCGUCCGGUGCCAUAAUCACCGAUGCCGAUCUGGAGGCCCUCUCGGAGGACCUAUUCAAGCAGGACAGCAACAACGCCAUGAAGCACAUCGUCAUGAAGAUUCAAGGACGCAAGACAGAUGACAGCUCUACCGACGAUGCUCCAGAAAACUUAUUGGAAGUGAAACCAGAAGCUUACGAAAUCCCGACUGUGAAAGCAGUUCUUGCGCUUCACGAUAAUUAUGAAUUAGACGUGAAAACCAAGGAAACUGUGAGUUCAGAAGAACGUAAGGAGGAAUCCGAUCUGUUGGACGCUUUUCUAACUACCGACGUCAUGAAAGCCGCCAUGAAGUUCCUCUCUGACAAAGGCUACGUCCCUAACGACGAGUACGAGUUCAAGGACUCGCUCAAGCGCAUCUGGUUCUCGCAAUUCAAGCGAAUGGAAGGCGAGCCAACGAGCUCAGGCUUCGAGACCGUAUUUUUGGCUGAGAAAUUCGACAACGAAAUCAUCGGUCUACACAAUUGGAUUUACUUCGCCAAACAAGAAGAAGCUAAAAAUCUCAAUUAUCUUGGCUUCAUUAAAAUGGCAGAGUUUGGUUCGAACGGAGCUAUUGUAAAGGGUCGCUCAAAGCUGAACGACAUCGUUCAACCAAUUACAUCGAUAUUUGUCGGCACAUCGCCCGAGCUCGAGAUGGCUCUCUACACUAUCUGCUUCUACGUUCGUCCGAACGAUGCUUGCCCGCUGCAAAUGGGUGGUUCCAAGUUCCUCGUCGUUGCUAACCGUGUUAAUUACUUUGGCAAAGAUAUUAUUAUAUCCGCUUUCCCCGAUGUAUAAUUAUAUUUGUAAUGAUUUAAAAGGACCAGUUCUCCACCGAACCUGGCUUGCGUUUGCAGCCGAUUUUUUCGUAAUCUUUCCAAAUAAAUACUCGAUACUUUAGAACCUAAUGUUUUGUUAUAAAAAAGAUUCGAAGUCGACUUUUUUUUCAACAAUCAAUUUCAAAUUGUAGUACAAAAUAUGUAUGAUCGAUAUUUUUCUUACUCAACAAAUAUUUUAUAAGACUUAUAUUGACAACUUUAAUACUCAAAUGUCCAAUAAACCAGACAACUAAAUUUUU